Drosophila pseudoobscura is the source of this 426-nucleotide messenger RNA. RefSeq lists its product as uncharacterized. The record is from RefSeq and is a predicted model, not a curated record. The coding region runs from base 1 to 426 and encodes 141 amino acids. The transcript has a single exon. NCBI's taxonomy places the organism in Eukaryota, Metazoa, Arthropoda, Insecta, Diptera, Drosophilidae.
AUGGUCGUAAUCGGUUUGAAAAUCUUUAGCCGAGAUCGCUACCUCAAUGGGGCUGGAACGUUUCUCGAGGACCAUCACAAAUUCACGCUGGAGCUCCACACGAAUUCAGGCAUUGGGGGAUACAAGCUAAAGCCCGUGGAGGUACCCUCAAUGUCGUUCUGUGCCUCCAUCCGUACCUUCUACCGCAGAUUUAUCAAGAAUUCAAUUCAAGCAGGCUUGACUUUAAGGAUGUGGAAUGUGUGGCCGGUUCCCAGCCGUAUGUAUUGGAUAAAAGAUGUUCUAUUCGACACAAGCGACUGGGCCGCCAUCAUGCCCCGCGGACGGAUCAAGGCCAAGUUGAACCUCUUGGAUGAGGGUGACCAGGUCGGCGGGGUUGAGAUUAUUAACGAUGAAACUUUAAGGACGGACAAAAUAAAUUGUCAAUGA